AUGUAUUCUACUCAAGAACAAACCAUUACAACUCCACAAGAUUAUCCUACAAGUGAUGAUUUUUACAUUCAUUUUCAUUUGAUCAAUGUAAAUUGGCCUUCUCAAAUUAAUGUUACAAACUCAAUCGAUGAUUUUACAACUACCGUUAAUCAAAACUUUUGGAUUUCUACUAACAACCUAUGCAGCAAUAAUCGCACAACAAUUGUGAAUGAAGAUGGAAAUAUCUCUUUAUACGAAUCUUUUUCCUGUCUGCCUAUUCCACAUCCUAUAUUAGAAACAAUUAUUCCGGCCAUUGGUGGUGCUGUUAGGCAAAUGGUAGAAGAAAAUGUGGAAGGUCGUGAUGUUUUAGAGAUGCAUGUGAUGCUCCGUUUGACCACAUGGCCUAUUCAAGUGGAUAAUGUUAUGUCUCAAGAAUGUCAUCCACAUGUCUGUGCAGCAUCUCAACUUGUUUUGGAUCGAUUAGAGGAAGUUACAAAGUAUCAUACUAUUGAUCAUUAUUCUGCAAAACAAUGUUCAAUUUGUUUGGAAGACUUUUCAAAUGAAUCUAAACCAGAACUUAUUACGACAAAGUGUUUGCAUAUUUUUCAUAAAGAAUGCAUUUUUAGGUGGUUUAAGAAAUGCAACACUCAUCAAUUGUCUUAUUCGUGUCUAUUGUGUCGUUGUAACUGUGAAAUAAUUUGA
This is a messenger RNA of Lathyrus oleraceus (garden pea), 681 nucleotides long. RefSeq lists its product as uncharacterized. Bases 1 to 681 code for a protein of 226 amino acids. The record is from RefSeq and is a predicted model, not a curated record. Gene Ontology annotation, biological process: ubiquitin-dependent protein catabolic process. Gene Ontology annotation, molecular function: ubiquitin protein ligase activity. The transcript has a single exon. NCBI's taxonomy places the organism in Eukaryota, Viridiplantae, Streptophyta, Magnoliopsida, Fabales, Fabaceae.